AUGCGUUCAAGUCGCAUUCGCCACUUUAAUGGCUCACCUGCUCCUACAACAUUGUUACAACCCGCGUCAUCAGCAACUGCAACUGCAGCCACAACGGAUGGUGACCUGACAGAGACCCCUGGUGACGAUGAAAGCAUUGACUCAUUAACAAAUCGGGAGGCUCACCCUCGCGGUGUUGCGCUAGGCGUAGCCGUUGUGGUAGGUUUGAUUGUUUCCUGGUUCAUCCUUAAACGGCGGAGACAACGACGUGUUCACCAAGCUCAGUUUGACCUGCCAGGGUCAACAGAGAUGAAACUCAUAAUGACGGACGGCAUGGCAGAAGUAGAUCCUGUUGUCAAAGCACCUCAUAAUGGACGUUGGGAAUUAAGUGGGCAGCACGAUCGACCGGAGGCCCCCAACAAUUUGCAACAACGCGUCUAUGAACUUGAAUAG
Molecule: messenger RNA, 432 nt
Organism: Exophiala bonariae
Lineage: Eukaryota; Fungi; Ascomycota; Eurotiomycetes; Chaetothyriales; Herpotrichiellaceae
Exons: 1
Coding region: 1-432 (143 amino acids)
Source: RefSeq, a predicted model, not a curated record